UAUGGUCUCGGUAACUAUCACAACCACGUAACGAAUAACAAAUACCUAGGAUUUGGAAUUCGGUACAAAACAGUCGCGUUUCGCUUCGCAUGCGCCUGCCUUUGCGUUAUUUUUAACUCAUUACGCUAUGGUAAACGUGAAGUAGUGCAAAAGGUAUUUGUACCGUCUGUCGAAAACCAUUUCAGUGCGUGCUGGCAGAUAGGAUUCUCUUCAACUUGCUUUGACAGCUUAACAGUGUUUAUGGAUUUUGUCAAAUGCUCCAAAUAUCGAUUUACGAAUUGCUGCGGUGAGAAAACGUCGAUGGAUGAGGAGAACGAGAACAACGGAUUUAAUAACAAAGAUUGCACAUUCCCCAAACGAAAAAAUAAAGUGGCUGAUACACAACCGGUCGUUGACGCAGAUCCUCAGGCUUUUGCUAAAAGCGUUCGUUAUGACGUUUCUUCAAAAGUGCCUAUCACUUGGAAUACGAAUGGAACAAAUUCCAUGUACCAACCUUCCUCUGAUUUAUCUUAUAAUGUAAAGGAUCGGAUAAGUAAUGACUACAGCCAAGAAGAAAUCUUUUCUUCUCUUAAGACAGGGGAAGAUAAAGACUUCCGUUGUCCUAGAUGCGGUAAAAGGAUGCACGAGCCGAGACUCCUACCAUGCUUACAUCCUAUCUGUUCGUUGUGUGUUUCAGAAUUACUAAACAAACGUUCUUGUAAUUCCCCGAAAAUUAUUAAAAUCCACAAUUCACGAGAGCGAAAAAAUAACUUCCAUGAAUUGUGUCCCCUAUGUGAUUUUCGAUUACCAACCGUUGGUUCUCCGGUACCUCCUCCACAUUAUCCUCUUCAACAUCGGUUGGUCAUGGACGCCAUACGCUGCAGACUUGCAAAUAGAGUUCUCUGUGAUGUUUGUACGGAUGAAGUGGUUGCGUCGGUCCAGUGUUCCACGUGUCUCCGCAAUUUUUGUACGGAAUGUGGGAUGGAACAUCAACAGCUAGUCACCAUGGAACUCAAGCCAUUAAAACAUAAGAUAAGACCGCUUUGGGAAGCUACUAAACUGCGACGUACCACGUUAUGUCAAAAACAUCCUACACACGCACUGAGAUUUUAUUGUAUUGCGUGCCAACAGGUAACGUGUAAAGAAUGUAUGUGGAGUACUCAGCAUCGCGGCCAUGCCAGCGAAAACGCAUCCGGAGCUGGGAGAAGGGUUGCUUUAUAUUUGACGACAGUAUUGCAAAAGGCAAAAGCACUUUUGAACGUGCUUUUAACACAGUAUGAUCGAAAUACGCUAUUAAGUAGUACCUUCGAAGAAAUGAAAGAUUCUUUCAUUUCUAUGGAUUACCGGUAUGUUAUCAUAAUACUUAUUUAAGGUUAAAGACUGUGGAAUUGUGUAGAGGUAUGAAUUGUCAUGUGAUGUUACAAGGUUCAGAGCGAUAAUUAUAAGACUGUCAUUUGAGGUACAACAUAAUAAGAUAUAGAAAAUUAUUUUAGGAAUAGUAUGUUAAGUUUUACAUGCAAUGACAUUCCAUUCUAUAGCAGUUUGUAUUGCUAUGUAUAUUUAAUAAAGACUGAUGUACAAAAAUAAUGAUAUACAGAGAGGCAGUGCCUGAUAAUCAGAACUGUACUGUACAUAUCUUUGCAACCAUUGACUCAAAAUUCUUGGUCUCAAAUAUUCCUAAUAAUUUUACACAUCGAAUAUAUAACACAGAUUGCUAUAAUAGUAGCUUAUAACAAUUUUUUGUAAGUAAGCUUUCUCACUGGCACAGGUGCACUUUACCGCAAAGAAUUUAUAUACAUAUGAAGAACAGGCAAAAAUAUGGCAAUUGAGGGGCUAAAAGAAUAUUUUGAAGGUACAGGAAUGUUCAGGAAGCUUACCUGCAUGUAUAUCAUGCAAAAGAAGUUUAUUUACUGUUUGAAAAUAAAAAUUUAAAAAUAGCGCCAUUUGUGACAAGUAGUGACCCUUGUGGCGAAAUUUCGAAGCUCCGUUCAGGGGUUCGUACAGCGUCAAUGCACGUAGUGACAAAAUGCUCAAACUAUUGGGCAACGUGACCGACGGAAUAAUUAUACUCUUGGAAAUGUACAGUUGCGUCAUCUGGUGCUUUCAAGAAUUAUCGAAAAUUUGUAAUUUGUAUCAGGUAACGAGAAUCAUUCAUUUUUGUUUGCAAUAAUAAAAAAACUUCUUUGCAUGAUAUACAUGCACACGGCAGUCUCUUGAAUAUUUGUAAAACCUUAGAAUAUCCUUUAACAGUUAAAUUCCCUAGUAAAGGAAAUUUAAAUACAAAUAUGUAUAGAUGUAUAAUGAAAUUAAUACCAAAUAAACAGCAUCAAACUAGCA
This is a messenger RNA of Megalopta genalis, 2316 nucleotides long. Its product is annotated as E3 ubiquitin-protein ligase TRIM45. Gene Ontology annotation, molecular function: ubiquitin protein ligase activity; zinc ion binding. The record is from RefSeq and is a predicted model, not a curated record. NCBI's taxonomy places the organism in Eukaryota, Metazoa, Arthropoda, Insecta, Hymenoptera, Halictidae.